CUAUAGACCAAAAUAAUUUGGAGUUUCAUCUGAAGAUGCAUAUGGGUUAAAUUCCUGGAGCUCCCAACUGUCUUGGCUGGUCCUUGACACGCAAUUUCAACAUGCCUCACAAGAUCGCCUGGGCACAUGACGUUGGAGAGGCGGCGGGAAUAUUAAUGUAUUGUCUGGAGGACACCACCAGUGCUGCACACAGGACCAUCUAUUUUGAUGGAUGGCUUGGGCUGGCUGCAUCUGCCACACUUCGAGCAGUAGCCCAACACCCUCAGCCAUCUUUGCAGAAUAAAUUCAACAAGAUCAUUCACCUCGAUUGCUCGAGGUGGAUAAGUCGAAGAGCACUUCAGAGGGCAAUUGCGGAGGAACUGAAGCUUCCUCCUUCUGUAAUGGCUAUUUUUGAUAUGCAAGAUGAGAUAGAUGAUUUCAGUGGGAUAGAUGGGAGCUCUAGAGCUGAGAUUGGAGAUGUCAGCCGAGAGAUCCAUCGAGCCAUGCAAGAACACAGAUGCUUAAUUGUUUUCCACAAUGGCAGCGACAACACAAUUGACUUGAAUGAUCUUGGUAUUCCUCGACCUGGAUGGUUUGAUACUAGAAUACUAUGGUCUUUUAGGGGGAGGCUGCGAACCAAUCUAGGAAUAAAGCAAAAGGUGGAUAAUUCACAUCUUUUUCUUGAUACUGACUGUGAUAAGUGUCCACCCGACUGGGAUUCUUGUAUACGGGAAGAGGCUAGGGAAAUUGCCCAAUGCACAUGUAGGCCUGCCGUUACCACUAAAAUAGCUGAAGAGUGUUGCUUAUAUCUGUUAUCAUUAAGUUCUCGGGGUGGUAACAUCAUGCACUACAACUGGGCCACCCAUGCUUCUAGCUAUUGGGUUUGUGAUGGGAUUAUACAAGGAGAUGAGGCGGACGAAGCAUGGGAGGUUGCGGAUUCUCUGCGUCAACAAAUCCGUGUAGAGCAUUAUUCAUCUCAUGUGUUCUCGUCUUUUGGUAAUGAGCUGAAGAUUCCUCCGAACCGAUGGGUAUUGGCCAGGGAUAACUCUGUUGUGCAAGGAAGGACAAGCAUAAAUACGGUGAGUGUGCAUCCAGAUUCAACGUCACUUUUUGUUGAGGCAGUCACAAGCGAAUCUGAUCCUCCAUUAAGGUUAUUACCUAAUGACAUGUUUCAUCAAUCGGACAACCUUCAUGUGCUCAAAUUAUGUCAUUGCACAUUCAGCUUUUCCUCGCCUCCUUUCCAUUGUUGUCAGAACUUAAGAUUCCUUGGGCUAGAUAAUUGCAAGGAUCAGCGAAUAAAAGAAGAUGAAGAACAAGAUAGAUCAUCAAUGAAAUUUUUUCAAAGCCUGUGGGUGCUAGACAUAUGUUGCACAAAUUGGGAAUUGGCUUUAUCACCAGAGAUAAUAGAGCAGAUGGAGGCAAACAUUAGAGAGGUGCAUAUACAUCGGGGGAGGAUUUGGCGCCUCAAUUUUGCGUGGAGACAACUUCAAAACCUUCGCAAGCUUAAAGUUACUCAGCCUACUUCCCCUUGGGAGUCAAGCAAAAUGGAUGAAUUCACGGAUAUGGUGAAGUUGGAGUUCCUUGACCUGUCUGGGAAUAGUACGAUACAAAUUUUGCCAAGUCUGUCAGGGGCAACAAGCCUCAAGACAAUGGUUCUAGUUGGUUGUUUUGGCUUGGAGCAUGUUGGACCUGAAGGACUCCCUCCAUCACUUGAAUCAUUCAGAUUAGAUGCGGGACCUAAAGAAGAUCAUGGUAAGAAAGCCAAUAUAACUCGUGUCUCCAUGGCUGGUUGUGCAAGAUUAUUUGACUUCACACUAGGUGGAUCACUUCCAAUGCUUGAGGAGCUUAAUUUAUCGGGCACAUCUGUAAAAACACUUGACCUCAGGGAUGAGGUGGUGCAGGUCCAUUGUCUCCAGAAAAUCAUGCUGUUGAAAUGUGAGAAACUUCAUGCUAUACUUUGGCCAGAAAAGGGGAUAACUGAACUAGCUUUGCUAUGCAUUGACACGCGUGGAGGAGAAGAGAUCGGAAGAAUACCAUCAAAGUUUUACAAGGCAAAUAAGGGACAUUGUGAAGCACAUGUUGCUAUCGUGGAUAUGCGAUUCAUUCAGCUACUGGUGCUAAGAAGUUGGAAUGUGCGUAGAAUGGAUCUAAAUCUCUGUAUAUCUGCCACUAGCACAGAUGGUAGACGUAGCUGCAAUAAGGGUCCUGGUAACAGUGGGAAAAUAAUUGCGCCACCCCAACCGAAGCCAUUAAUCACCAAUAUUUCUUACAACACCUACACUGAUCUUGCUACUGAAAAUAUCUUUGCUGACCAUUUCAAUGGCAGUGCAUGCCGAUUUGAGCCAUUUGGGUGCCAUGUGGAGAUUGGUGAUGGAAUUAACAACACCAGCGUGGAGAGUGUACAAGGAGUCAAGGCUGUUAUAUUUGUGAUGAACAAAGUUGAAUCUUUGAACGUGCAUGACAAUUCUUCCAUCACCACUAUUAUCCCUAAACACAUGGUGGCCAUAGAUGGGGAUAUACUUAUUUGGCAACGUUUGAAGUGGUGUCAUGUGGUGAGAUGUCCUAAGAUGCACACGGUCUUCACUAGUGAUUACAACAGCUUCGUUUUCGAGGAACUAGAGAAAUUUUGGGCGGCUGAUCUCCUGAUGGUGCACUGCAUUUGGAGCAAAGGAAAGACGGUCCAAGGCUUUGUCGCUCCUUCAUUCGCAAAACUGCGGAGCAUACACCUCUACGCUUGUCCGAGCCUCACAUUUGUCCUCUCACUGGCAUGGUUCACCUUGAGCAGUUUAGAGACCCUCCAUAUUGUCAACUGUGGUAAUCUCAACAAGGUAUUCCCUGUGGAACCAGAGUUUCUAACAAGAAUAGAUACCAACCACCAAAAAGGUGCACUAGAGUUCCCAAAGUUGAAGCAUAUCUACCUGCACGAGCUCUAUAAGCUGCAGCACAUAUGUGAAGCCAAAAUGAUUGCUCCCAUACUUGAGACAAUCAGGCUUAGGGGAUGUUGGGGUCUCGAGCGCCUCCCUGCUGUUGGCCUAGACCGUCGUCCCAUUGUGGACUGCGAGAAGGAGUGGUGGGAGAAGCUGGAGUGGGACGGGCUAGAGGCCCAACAUGACCCUUCCCUCUUCGAGCCGCACCACCCACCAUAUUACAAGGAGCCCCUACCUAGAGGCUCAGUGCUCUGGUGAACCGACCUGACGCUGUUCAGGUUCAGUGUUGGCGAGAUCGACGAGGGCGACGUAGCUGAUGCUACUUUCGACUGCUGCAGCUGUGGCAACGGUUCAAGUCAGUCCUUGGUUGUGAAAAUUGUGGUUUCCGCACCAGCUUUAUUGUUUCCAGUGAGAGGGAGACGACACAUCGUCUGGGUGUGGUUAUGUUUGUGCUUGUAAUAAGAAAAGUUUGAUGUGCAUGUUGUCUGCCUACCACGGUCACACGA
Messenger RNA from Triticum aestivum (bread wheat), 3412 nucleotides. RefSeq lists its product as uncharacterized. Lineage: Eukaryota; Viridiplantae; Streptophyta; Magnoliopsida; Poales; Poaceae. The record is from RefSeq and is a predicted model, not a curated record. Bases 102 to 3164 code for a protein of 1020 amino acids. The transcript has 3 exons.